AUGAAUGAGGUACGCUUGGGCGGAGACGCGAUCAACCUCUCAUAUUAUCUCCUCUUCUCGUCGGCUUUUCAGAAGUCUUUGGAUGGGGACGAUUUGUACAUCUCUCGGGGCAUGGACAGUUUCGACGAAGAAAGUGCCUUUCCCGUCUUCUUCAAACACAGCACCUGCUAUGACAUCAUGCCAAAGAGCGCCAAACUGUUGAUUCUGGAUUCCACCUUACCGAUUCGAAAAGCUAUCCAAAGUCUGACCGACCAUGUUCUAGACGCAGCGCCUGUCUGGUCCAGCCGGCUUCAAACCUACACUCACCUGCUCACCCAGGAUCUCUGCCUUCGCCUUCUGGCUCAAGUCUUCCCAAAUGAGAAGUCAGACUCAACAGACGGUGCCCCGCCGUCAGAACGCAACCCUGGAGCCGAUAUGAGCUAUUGGGAAGGCAAAACCCUAGGCAGCGUUUUGACGGAGGUUCAGCAACAGGUAGUAGUACCACCGCCGCGACACGUGAUAAUCGCGGAUCUGGCUGGAUCGGGGAAUUUGCUGGGAAUUCUCACUUCUGAUCGUCUGCUUGCCUACCUGCGGGUACGCAUGCGCAGUCUGCCAAACCCCUCGCUUCUCAGGGUAAGUGAUUUGAGUUUCGCUGUGGGACUUAUACAUUAA
This is a messenger RNA of Dibothriocephalus latus, 651 nucleotides long. The record is from the annotation of a GenBank genome assembly. NCBI's taxonomy places the organism in Eukaryota, Metazoa, Platyhelminthes, Cestoda, Diphyllobothriidea, Diphyllobothriidae.